CCCCGAGGUUCUCGCGUGCCGUGCGCAAACAGCGCGUGGCGCAGAAGCGCAGAGAGGGAGGCGACCUGAGAAAAAUAGAAACCAAGCAACGAAGCGUGUAUCCGAGGCAACGUUUCAGGCUGUUUUUCCAGCUCGUCCUCGUUUUUAGAAGGACGUUUUGUCUUUUUCGUCAACAGCUUUAAGUUGAAGACUUAAGAUGAGCAGCAGCGAGUGCUUUGGCUGCGGUCGUACCGGCCACUGGAUCAAGAACUGCCCGAACGCUGGCCGCGGCCGUGGUAAAGGACGUGGGCGGGGGAAAGAUCUGUUCUGCUAUCGCUGUGGGGAACCGGGCCACGUUGCAAGAGACUGUGAAAGAACUGAAGAUGCCUGCUACAACUGCGGCAGGAGUGGCCACAUCUCCAGAGACUGCAAGGAGCCCAAGAAGGAGAGGGAGCAGGUCUGCUACAACUGUGGCAAAGCCGGCCACGUGGCCCGAGACUGCGACCACGCCAACGAGCAGAAGUGCUACUCCUGCGGCGGGUUCGGGCACAUACAGAAAGGCUGCGAGAAGGUCAAGUGCUACAGGUGUGGUGAAAUUGGCCACGUCGCUGUCCAGUGCAGCAAGGCGAGCGAAGUCAACUGCUACAACUGUGGCAAAUCCGGGCACCUGGCAAAGGAAUGCACCAUCGAGGCCACCGCUUAGUCCUGAUUGCCUGGUCGCCCCUUCUUUUUCUGAUUGAUGGUUGUAUAAUUUUCUCUGAAUCCUCUUCACUGGCCAAAGGUUGGCAGAUAGAGGCUAGUCCCAGGCCAGUGAGCUCUUGACGCGUUAAAAGAAGGAAAGGGGUGGAAAAAAUUUCCACUUUCUGCAUUUAAUACAAAAAAAGUUUAUGUUUAGUUUGGUAGAGGUGUUAUGUAUAAUGCUUUGUUAAAGAACCCCCUUUCCAUGCCACUGGUGAACAGGGAUGAGUGAGUUGAGUGGGAGUACGCAGCUAAGAAAUGUUGUCGAGUCGGCCUCUCCGGGCCUCAUCGAACGAGGCCUCGGGAGAGAGCAGUAGGGGAAAAAAAAUCAAGGAAAUGUGAACUUCCGGGUAUGAUUUGCCUUUUUUUAUUUUUAUUUUAUUUUUUAUAAAUCUACGGUAGUGAGUUGUGCUAAGAGUGAUUAACCUGGGAAAGCAGUACAGGACUCAUGCAGUCAGAUCUGCCCAGGCUCAACCAGCAGCACGCAGCUAAGUGGAGAAAACAGUUAUUAAAUGCAUCAUUGAUAAGCAAGUUUACAGCACAUUCAAAACCUGAGAGAACAUGAAAUAAUUUAGGAGAACAAUAACUUUGUAAGGCGCAAGUCCGAUCAAGUGGAGCAGCAAAGAAAUCAAAAAGUCAAGUGUGGAACCCCACGAUUGCAGGUCGUUGUACCCACGGAGAGGGGGAAAAACACUUCAGUGGAAUUGUGGUGGGUGGGAAAAACUAUGAUUUGGAGUUAGGAGAAAGGUGAAUGUUUUCACAGAAAUCAAAUGUUAUUUUUGUACAAUAUCACUUAGACUACUGUAAAAGUAAAAACUAUCAUUCGCUUGUACUCAGUUUAAAAGUCGGAAGGUAAAAGCAACUGAAGUCCUAGAAAAUAGAAAUGUAAUUUUAACUAUCAAUAAAGCUGGAGGAGGAAGGGGAGUGAGAGUGAAGCUUCA
Molecule: messenger RNA, 1658 nt
Organism: Ictalurus punctatus (channel catfish)
Lineage: Eukaryota; Metazoa; Chordata; Actinopteri; Siluriformes; Ictaluridae
Gene: cnbpb
Product: CCHC-type zinc finger, nucleic acid binding protein b
Exons: 5
Coding region: 197-682 (161 amino acids)
Biological process (GO): positive regulation of cytoplasmic translation
Cellular component (GO): cytoplasm
Molecular function (GO): translation regulator activity; zinc ion binding; mRNA binding
Source: RefSeq, a predicted model, not a curated record